Messenger RNA from Neohortaea acidophila, 957 nucleotides. RefSeq lists its product as uncharacterized. Lineage: Eukaryota; Fungi; Ascomycota; Dothideomycetes; Mycosphaerellales; Teratosphaeriaceae. The record is from RefSeq and is a predicted model, not a curated record. The coding region runs from base 1 to 957 and encodes 318 amino acids. The transcript has a single exon.
AUGAGUGUCGACGGCCCGCCCGCACAACUCCAUGGCACGACGACCUUCUUCGACGGCCAGUACGGCGCCGUGUCGGUGACGCUGACGAUUUGUUGCGCUCUGGCGCUGUUCAACGCCAUCGAGCUGCUGUUCUUGAUCUUCACCACCUUCAAGCGCUAUUCUGGCCUGUACUUCUGGUCUCUCGUCGUUGCUAGCGCGGGCAUCCUGCCUUAUGUGAUUAGCAUUCUGUGCGAGUACUUCACAUUGACGAACCAAUUGGCUGGCGAGGUGCUUUCGACGUUUGGAUGGCCGAUGAUGGUGACGGGACAGAGUUUGGUGCUGUACUCUCGCCUUGGAGUCGUUCUUGGACCAGAACACCACCGAAUCUUGCGGCCGGUGAAGUGGAUGAUCAUCAUCGACGGCAUCGUCUUCCACAUCUCAACCCAAGUCGUCAUGUUCGGAGCCUACAACGCACACCCGGCUCGCGAAUGGGCCCUGGCAUACAAGUACAUCGAGAAGAUCCAGAUGACGGGCUUCACGGUGCAGGAACUCAUCAUCUCCGGCCUCUACGUCUGGCGCACGCUGGACAUCCUCAAGACUGUGGAUGAUGCGAGCGGACGAAGCCGACGACGCAGACGCACCAUGAUGGAGCUGUUCAGCAUCAACGCUGUCAUCAUUAUCCUCGACAUCGCGCUGUUGGUAGUGGAGUACCAGAAUCGGCAUGUGAUUGAGCAGUCGCUCAAGGGCUUCGUGUACAGUUUCAAGCUGAAGCUGGAGUUUGCCGUACUGCGCAAACUAGUCGAUAUCUCGGGACAGCGAUCGCGGGCGUCGCAGAGUACGUUUGCAACCAUUUCUGAAGCGACGAUGGAGAGGACCGAUAGUGUUAUGUCUAGUCCGAAAAAGGUCUGGGGAUCAUUGUCGCGAAAAGACAGUGCCCAGAAAGAUUGCGACGAUAUCGUCCACCUGGAAAAGGUCUGA